Molecule: messenger RNA, 4383 nt
Organism: Haliotis rufescens (red abalone)
Lineage: Eukaryota; Metazoa; Mollusca; Gastropoda; Lepetellida; Haliotidae
Product: low affinity vacuolar monovalent cation/H(+) antiporter-like
Exons: 20
Coding region: 272-2503 (743 amino acids)
Biological process (GO): calcium ion transmembrane transport; intracellular calcium ion homeostasis
Cellular component (GO): endomembrane system; membrane
Molecular function (GO): calcium:proton antiporter activity
Source: RefSeq, a predicted model, not a curated record
GACCGAGUAUCACAUGCACUGUUACCGACAUCAACAAGAGAGCAGUUAUGCCAAUGCAGUGUCAGGAUCAAGCUAGAAACCUCGAACUUGGCCAUGCACAAUUUACAAGAUGAGGGAACAAUCAGCGCAUUAGAAGAACCACUCCCGGAUUCUACUCACCAGUCUUCCUGUUUCUGAAGAAAAAAUACAUCGGAAGUGCGCAUGACAAUCAACCUGAAAGACUGUAAGUAAAAGUGAAAGUUGAUCACCUGCUCAACUCAACUGAGACAAGAUGGCAUCCAUUGAUCAGAGAAAAAGCGAAGCGGCAGGUGGUCAGUCUGACUCAGUGAUGGACUUCUCAUCAGACAGCACACUACAGGGCCAUGGCAAGUCCCGCAAGUCAAAUGCAGCAAGCAAAGAUGAGGAUGGGAGAGAUUUGACUGCGUUUGAAAGCAGUUGCGUGAUACUCCCACAUGCUGAGAAUGAUAUUGAGGCUCAUAGAAUCUCUAACAACUAUUUGUUUGGUUUGAAAAAAUGGAAGAGUCAUGUAACUUCUCGCCCCCUGUCCACACGAUCUGAAAUAGUCCAGGACUUGUAUGCAGAUAUCAACAAGGUGAAGCCCAUUAAAGUCUCAACUGUCCGUCCAACAAACAUUAUAUAUGCCUGCUUGUUUGGUUGGUGGCUGGCUCUGUUGUACAUCAUCAUCAGUGGACUCAUGUACCUUACAUACAUUGGCAGAUCUUAUGGUAAAUUUUGUUGGAUGAUGGCAUGGUAUUUCUUCUGGCCAUUUGGAAAGUUUGUACAUCAGAUACAUGAUGUCCCACUGUACUCUGUAGCUGAGUCAAGUUAUCGUGAUGUCACAUUAAGACAACCCAAUGGAACAGGACACAUUUCAGAAAAUACUGCUCUUUUGGCAUCAGAUGAGAGCAAAAAUGGACAUCAUUCUGCACGCAAAUCUCUCUUGGUUCGCCCUCAGACAUACAUCUGGUGUAUAUUGGGUAUACCACUCCUCCUGACAGUACACUUCAUUGUGUGGUUCAUCGCCUGGCUUUUUGUCAUCUCAAUUCCAAUUGCAAAGGUUAACAGCAAGACAAUGAUGAAGAUAUUAUUUCUACCCCCUGAGGAGGUUGAUGUUGAGGGCUCCAGUGAGAUGGCUGUGGAUUCCAAGAAGAGUCACAGUGAGAUUAUUAUGUACACGCACCAGUCAGUCAACCUAUACUACUACAAGUAUACUCUAGAUGGAGUCAAUGUUAUACUUGUCAAUCUGUUGAUAUUUGUCUUACUGUCCCUGGUGUUAGGCUACACAGAUACAGAAAACGAGAUCACCGAUGGUGUCACAAAAUGUAUCCUAGGUGUUCUUGCCAUUGUGCCACUGACCUACUACAUUGGGAUGGCUAUUACAAGUAUCUCUGCCCAGAGCAGCUUUGCAAUUGGUGCUAUUUUGAAUGCGACAUUUGGCUCCAUGGUAGAGCUCAUCCUGUUUGUGAUAGUUCUGAAGAAAGGCAAAGACACAAAUAAAGAGUGCUUCCAAGAGCUUGUCAAGUCCUCCCUGGCUGGUACCAUCCUGGCAAGCAUUCUCUUUAUUCCUGGAGUGUGCAUGAUAGUAGGCGGAAUCAAAUAUCAGAUGCAGAGAUUCAACCCUCAGUCAGCAGGUGUCAGUGCUGCCUUGCUCUUUGUAUCUAUUGCUGGUGUGUUUGCACCGACAGUUUUCUCAAAGCUGUAUGGGGACCUUCAGUGCAAGGACUGCGAGCAGGAAAUCAAAGAAAUGGACAUUGUGAACGGCUCUCAUCUAAGCCCAAAUGGCACUAAUGUUACUUAUGGUUUCAAGUGCACUUCUUGUACUCAGUCAGUGGUUGGAUUAAACGGUGACCAGAGUCUGUACCAGCAGCACAUUGAACCCCUUGUGUAUUCCUGUGCGCUGGUCCUGCCUGUGGCCUACAUUGUGGGACUCGUCUACACACUCAAAACUCAUUCUUCACAUGUCUAUGGUGCUUUUGAAGAAGAGCUCAAAUCCAACAAUCACGGAGGUGAAGGAGCCCCGCAGUGGAACAGAAUCAAGAGCACCAUCAUUCUGCUCAUAUGUGCUGUACUGAUUGCACUGUGUUCAGAUCUCAUCACAGACAAUAUACAACCACUUUUAGAGUCAUCAGGAAUAUCAGAGUAUUUUGUUGGAGUGACAAUGUUAGCGGUGGUUCCAGAAUUGCCAGAGGUUGUAAAUGGAGUACAGUUUGCGCUGCAGAACAAUGUCAACUUAGGGAUAGAAAUUGGCAGUUCUACAGCAAUUCAAGUGUGUUUGGUACAGGUGCCUAUACUGGUUCUCAUCAAUCUCAUAUAUCCUUUGGGUUUCGUGUUAAUCUUCCAAGAUGUGCACCUGUUUGCUGUGAUAUUUUCUGUGAUUGUCAUAAACUAUACAUUCCAAGAUGGUAAAAGUGACUAUUUCCAAGGUUCUGUAGUGGUACUCAUCUACAUAGUGUUGAUGCUGAUGUACUUCUUCACUAUAACGCCACCAGAUGCCCAAUGCUGAGGACCACCACCACAGGCAAAGAAAUCAUCCAGAUUAAGAUUUGCUUCAUAUUGGAUUGGAAUACCAGUAUGCCUGGAAAAUCUGCAGAUGAAGCAUUUACACAUAUCAUUUAAUGCAUUUUGUUAUGCCAUAAAACAGAGACAAAAUACAUGUGACCACCACUUCUGUGUUCUGAUGUAUGGUAUGACCUGCCUUAGCCAUAACAUUGAUACCAUCUUAACCAUAACAUUGAUACUAUUGUAAUCAGGUUAGUACCUCAGUGAUCUCUUGUAUUGUCCUUCAUGUUAAGAGCCAGGGGUCAAAGUUCACUUUUUGACUUACUUGUUUAUAGCUAAGUAAAUAUUUUUAAUCAGUAGCCAAAAUAAAACGCUAGUCGCCAUGCAACUUUACCUAUAAAUAUAAGAUUAUGUUUAUUUGAAGUUGUCUGUUUUCUAUUAUAACUUAUAACAGUAAAAGACAUCAAAUUUGAAGGCAAUGUUGCAAUUGUAACAAUGUUAAAUAAUUGAGGAUUAACAUAUUAGCUGGCUCUCAAAUAGAUGUUUGUUUUGAGAACUGUCAAACAUGAUAUGAUGACAUGAUCAUGGAUAGUCACUUUAAAAAGAUACUUUACUUCAAUCUCAAUUUUGUACACAAUGGUGUAUGCCUGAUGUCUUGAAUGAUUGAAAAAAUCAAAAUAUCACUGAAAUUGACUUUAUUUAACUUGUCACUGAUUCAUGUAAAUUGAAAGUUCCCAGAGACUCUUGUAUGAUAGAUGAAGCCAACAUUUAUCAAGGAAAAUAUCUGCUUGUAAAACAUCUUUGCUACUACAUGUAAUACAGCAUUUGAAAGGUCUAAUCCUACUGAUCAUACAUAUUGUCAAAUUUGAGAAAUUUCAGAUUUUGACGAUUUUUUUGGUUAAAAACGUGUUAUUCUGAACGUUUUAAGAACUUCAUGGAUGUAUUGUGCUAGGUUAAGAGCUGUGACAAUGCAUAUAUUUUGGCAUUAAACAUCCGAGAAAUUGAGGCGACGAAAGCCGAGAUCUCAUUUGACUUACAUUACACGCAAUCGCACGAAAACAUGGAAAUAAUAACUUAGCUGUAAGUUUGAUAACUUUUAUAGAUAUUCUUGUCAAUUUUUUAUAUUACUUUGUAUAGUAUAUUUUGCUCUUUGGAAGUCCGAUGUGGACCGGUUGUCAAACUUGAAGUGUGUGUCCAAGAAUAUUAUUUUCAAUAACAUUGCGGGAAAUAGUGUAUAUUUCUUUUAAUUAUAGCGAUAAAAAAUGAUAAAUUGAAAUGGAAUACAUAUUUCAUACAUUGUGAAAUGCAAGAGAUUUAAAAAAUGAAUGAUAUGACAGGUAGGUUCAUAAAAUUAUACACCCUCUAUUUUGAUGUGAUUACGGCCUGGUCAGUCUACCGGCCUUCGGUGUCUGGGGACUUGAAGCUUCUUGGCCAGUGGGUGUACCGGCCUACGGUGUUGAAAGAGUUAAAUUCAUGAUUUUUCCGUACUCGCCACGAGAUAAGUGUUUUAAAAUAUUGCAAUUCUCAAACUUCACUUGCAACUGUGAGCCCUGAGAGCCACCACCAACUAUUUAUUGCCCUUUCAGUAUGAUGGUAUCUGGUAUGUAUGGAAGUACCUUUACGAACACCAACCCUUGAUUGGUAAGAAAGGAACAUGGGAGUUUAAUGCAAGAUCACUCAAGAUACUGUUGUAUUGAUCCAAAUGUUUGUACAUUCAUAUAGUUUAUAUAUAAAUUGAAAGGAACAGUAUGUAUUGUGAAAUACCUACACUAACUAGCCUAUGCAUGGCAAAUGUUUAUCCAUAUUCAAAGUUUAUCUAUGCUUUGAGAUAUAUACAGUUAAUGUCAUACAGAUUAUCAUUAAUCAAUAAACGUUUGGAAAAUC